Daucus carota subsp. sativus is the source of this 1426-nucleotide messenger RNA. Its product is annotated as ethylene-responsive transcription factor ERF114. Gene Ontology annotation, molecular function: DNA-binding transcription factor activity; DNA binding. Gene Ontology annotation, biological process: regulation of DNA-templated transcription; ethylene-activated signaling pathway. The record is from RefSeq and is a predicted model, not a curated record. The transcript is spliced from 2 exons. NCBI's taxonomy places the organism in Eukaryota, Viridiplantae, Streptophyta, Magnoliopsida, Apiales, Apiaceae. The coding region runs from base 255 to 1160 and encodes 301 amino acids.
GAAGCUCCCAAACUUUCACACUAUAAAAUUGAGCACAAACCCUAAUUUUCUUCUUUCUUUCUUCACCUUAGAUCUUCACCAUUUCCAAUGUAUUAUAUUGAUCCUCAUCUUUUUGCUUCCUAGCUUUCCAUAAAGUCCCAUUCAUACUAAUUUAGCUCAUCUUAUAUAAGACCACUCCUCAUAGAUCUAUCAACAUCAUCAAGUUCUUCCAAGAUAGAUCAAGAACACUUAGCUAAACCUAUAAGAAGGAAUUGAUGGAUCAUCGUAGACAUGGGAAGAGGGCGCUUGUGCGCGAUGGAUCGGAGGAGAAAGAUGAGGAUCAUGAGUCUGAGAGAGAUAGCAUCUUCCCUGUUUACUCAGCUAGGUCACAGGAAGAUAUGUCAGCCAUGGUUUCAGCUCUUUCUCAAGUUAUUGGAGCUUCUUCUGGUGGACAAUUUUAUCCGUCCGAGGCGGUGUCUGGAUAUACUGAAGCUACACAGCAGAUUCAGUCCUCUCAGCCUGCAAGAAAUGAUGAUCAACAAGGGAAUCAGGCGCUGAGGAAGAGACACUACAGAGGAGUGAGGCAAAGACCAUGGGGAAAAUGGGCGGCUGAAAUCCGAGAUCCGGUGAAAGCAGCUAGGGUUUGGCUAGGCACUUUCGACACUGCAGAAGCCGCAGCUAUUGCUUAUGAUGAUGCGGCUCUCAGAUUCAAGGGAAACAAAGCUAAGCUCAACUUCCCUGAACGAGUCACUCCCGCGGCUCCUGCUCCCCAAUCUUCUGUCCCUCCGUCCCAUAAUAAACGUCCUAAUUACACCGCUCAGGCCACUAAUCAAGACUAUUUAUCAUACUCCUCAGCACCGGCUUUUGUUCCUAGUCCUAAUCAGUUCCCAAUCAGCUUCCAACAAAAUAAUAUGUACGACCCCUCUAGUGCUUAUCAACAUGACCAACAAAACGCGUAUGGGACUAAUGCUUCGGGAUUCUAUUCUUCGGGUAAUUAUGAUCAAACUCAAGCAUUUGGAUUGUAUUCAUCAUCACCGUCAUCUGCAUUGUCAAGUACAAGUUUCUCAUUCACUUCCAAUACAUCUGAUAACCAACCCGAAGAUCAGUUUUACGGAUAUCCAUUGCGAUUUGGGACUAAUUCUUCGGAUUACGAUUAUAAUGAUCAUCAUCCACAUCAAUGAAGUUCAAAGUUUGAAAUUGCUGCAUGGAAUUCGUGUCGUAGUUGCAUGAUCAACAAGAGAUCGAGCCACGUACAGAGAUCAAGUGUUAAAUAGUGCUCAUCAUCCCUGCAGAGUUAUCGAUCUCGUCUUUCUUUCAACUCCAAUUCGGUUAUUUUCUAAUUCUGUACUUUCUAGCUGGUUUCUUUAAAUUGAGGUACGUUUAGUUUCCAUAAUCAGUUCUGUUUUCCUUUCGAAUUUUUUUGAUUUGUAUUUUCACAUUUUAUAUA